Molecule: messenger RNA, 1677 nt
Organism: Salvia hispanica
Lineage: Eukaryota; Viridiplantae; Streptophyta; Magnoliopsida; Lamiales; Lamiaceae
Molecular function (GO): carbohydrate binding
Source: RefSeq, a predicted model, not a curated record
ACAAAAUACAGCAACUUAAUCAGAGCAUGGCAAAGCUUGUUCAAACCCUAAUUCCAGUGCUUUCCUCCAUAGCCUUGCUCCUUGCCAUCGCCAAUCCGGCGCAGUCGCAGUUGACCUCCUUCAGCUAUGAUUUCAACGGCACACAGCCGACCGACCUACUCCUUCAAGGCCAAGCGCACAUCUCGGGCAGCUACCUCAGCAUGAUCUUCAGUGACAGCCCGGGCAGGCCGCGUCAAUUCUCCAUUGGCCGAGCCGUGUAUUCCAAACCGAUCCAAUUUUGGGGAGAUGGAGCGCAGCUCGACUUUGAAACCACCAUAAAAUUCAUCAUCAACCAUGUUGACCCAACCCCAGCCGAUGGCUUCACCUUCUUCAUCCAGCCCGUUGGCUACUCACUCGGUAACGACGGCCAAUACUUUGGAGUGUUUAGACCUGGUGAAAUCCUACCUGUGUUUGCGGUGGAAUUCGACAUAUUCCCCAACCUCCCUGUAGAUCCGUAUAGCCGUCAUAUUGGGAUAGACAUUGGAACAAUUGUGUCCAGAAACACAACCAACGUGAACGGCGGAUUACUGGCGCGGGAGGUGACUGCCCGCAUCAAAUACCAACAAGCUUCCAAAUUGAUCACCGUUCAUACUGACACAAACGUCCAACCUUACGAAGUGAGCUAUGUGUACGACUUGAGCACCCUUCUUCCUCAGCAGGUUCAGGUCGGAAUAUCUGCCUCCACCGGACGAAAUAUCGCCUUUCACGAACUCAUAUCAUGGCACUUCACUUCAAUUCUUGGGCCAACAACCUCCUUCCAAUAUGAUUUCAACGGCGAGCAGCCGCCCGACCUACUGUUACAAGGCGACGCGCAGUUCCCAUCCGACUCCACCAACCUCCGCUUGAUCAACACCGACGACUCGGGCAAGCCGUUACCAUACCGCGUUGGCCGAGCCGUGUAUUCCAACCCCAUCCAGUUUUGGCAAGAUGGGGCGCAGGUCGACUUCGAAACCACCUUAAAAUUCAUCAUCAACCCAGUUAACUCAAACCCAGGCGAUGGCCUCGCCUUCUUCAUCCAGCCCGUUGGUAACCCAAUCGGAUCCUCCGGCGGCGCCUUGGGUAUCUUUGGAUCGCAAAACCCCUCCGUAUUCGCGGUGGAAUUCGACCCCUUCAUCAACCCUAAUGAUCCAAAUUACCGUCAUGUUGGGAUUGACAUUGACUCAAAUGUUUCAAAAAAUACAACCGACGUCGGCGAUGCAAUUCUUGGGCAGGAGGUGACUGCCCGCAUCAACUACCAGCAAUCUUCCAAAUUGAUCAGCGUUAGCGUCACGGCAGGCUCACAAACUUUUGAGGUGAGCUAUGUGCACGACUUGAGCACCCUUCUUCCUCAGCAGGUUGAGGUCGGAAUCUCCGCCAGCACAGGAGGCGUAGUCGCCGUCUUCGAGGUCAUAUCGUGGUAUUUCACUUCCACUCUUGUUUAUAGCGGUGCCAACCGCGAAUUGGAGGACACCAACCUUCGCCAAUAUGUGUGAUAUUAUGGUUUUAGUGUAUGUAUGUGUGAGAGAGUGUGUGUAAGAUAAAUAAGGACGAUACGUCAAAAAAUAAGGAUAGAGACCAUCUUAUUGCUGUAUUAUGUAUCACCUCUUUAUUAGCUUCAUUAAGAGGCGAGAUUGGAAUGGAAUCAGCUUGUGUUGUUUA